AUGUCUUGGAAGCUAACUAAAAAGUUGAAGGAGACGCACCUGGCACCUUUGACCUCCUCUUUUGGCCGCUCGUCAUCCACUUCGACAAUCAGGGGAGACUCGAACGGUGAUGAGGCUACGACCCCCGUGGCCUCCAACCCACCUAGUGUCGCCUCCGCCACUUCGUCAACAAACGGCAUUUCGGCCUCUGAGUCUCUUGUCUCUCCUCCUGUGGCUCCUGUGAACCCCGGAAUCCUCAUUGUCACCCUCCAUGAAGGGCGCAAUUUUUCGCUGUCGCCUCAUUUCCAGCAGAUCUUCAACUCGCAUUUCCAAAAUAACUCUUACGCGCCCUCCUCUUUACGCCCAAGCACCUCUUCUUCGUCACAUUCAACUCAAAAUCAAGCGGGUUCCUUUGUGCAGUCGGGCCGACCUCAGUCCACAAGUGGGGGUAUCAACGCUGCCCCCACUAUUCACGGUCGCUAUUCUACCAAGUACCUGCCUUACGCCCUCCUCGAUUUCGAAAAGAACCAGGUCUUUGUAGAUGCUGUGUCCGGCACCCCUGAGUCCCCAUUGUGGGCUGGCGACAACACAGCUUUCAAAUUCGAUGUGUCCCGAAAGACUGAGCUGAAUGUACAGUUGUAUCUGCGCAACCCCGCCGCCCGGCCUGGUGCCGGACGAACACCUCAGGAUUCCUACGUCGAUGGCCCCGUCCUGUCGCAAACCAUGCAGCAGCAGUUCGUCGGAUGGUCGUACAACCGACCCGUGGCUGGCCUCGGCGAUGCAGGCGGCAGUGUCAAAGACCCGUCCUUCGGUAGCAUCCCAGAGUAG
Molecule: messenger RNA, 807 nt
Organism: Penicillium paradoxum
Lineage: Eukaryota; Fungi; Ascomycota; Eurotiomycetes; Eurotiales; Aspergillaceae
Product: AGC-kinase C-terminal
Exons: 4
Coding region: 1-807 (268 amino acids)
Biological process (GO): protein phosphorylation
Molecular function (GO): ATP binding; protein serine/threonine kinase activity
Source: RefSeq, a predicted model, not a curated record